CUUACAGACAGCAUUAAGAUAAAUAAGAACAUGUUAUUGACAGGCAGCGGCAGUUAGUCUCAUUCGAGAUGGCGACUUUGUCUCUUGUGUUAGUUUUUAUAUCAUAUUUUUUCAUAAAUUGCUUUGCAAAACGAGAUAGUUUAAACGAUUUAUUGUUUAGUGGUGGAUAUGAUUUCAUUGAUUUGACACAUUCCUUUGAUAACCAGACUGUAUAUUGGCCUAACGCCCAAAGAUUUCAGUUUACUAAUCAAAUUGCAGACUUUGAUUCUACAGGCUCUUGGUACGCGGCUAAUGAUUUCAAGGCCGGAGAGCAUGGAGGCACUCAUAUCGAUGCUCCAUAUCACUUCACCAAAUCGGGUCAACGUGUGGGCGAGUUACCUCUUACUAAAUUGAUCGCAUCAUUAAUAAUAGUUGAUAUCAGUGCUGUUGUGAACGAUGACCCCAACUUCGUGCUAUACAAAACUCAUUUAGAUCAUUUGCUUUAUUAUGAAGACAAGCCGUCUUUGUUGAUUUUCAAGUUUGGAUGGAGCAAGUAUUUCAACGAUACUAAAAAGUAUUUGGGACAGACUGAGAAUGAUAAUACUUUAAAUUUUCCGAGUUUGAGUGACGAAGUAGCAGAAUGGAUUACUUCUGCCUAUAAAAACGUUGUAGGCAUUGGAGUCGAUGUGGCAUCAGUAGAUCCAGGAAGGAGCACCGAUUUUGCAGUGCACAAAAUACUUGCAAGAAGUGGUCUAUAUAGUGUAGAAAAUGUUAACUUACUUCGUCGAGUACCUGAGACUGGAUGCACCGCGUUUGCGUUACCUAUGAAAAUCGCAUUGGGCACAGGAGCUCCAUUACGUUUGGUCGCAAUAUGUCCCACACAAGAGCGCAUAUGAUAUAAUAUGCCAAGAU
Achroia grisella is the source of this 891-nucleotide messenger RNA. RefSeq names its product kynurenine formamidase-like. The transcript is spliced from 5 exons. The record is from RefSeq and is a predicted model, not a curated record. NCBI's taxonomy places the organism in Eukaryota, Metazoa, Arthropoda, Insecta, Lepidoptera, Pyralidae. Bases 69 to 875 code for a protein of 268 amino acids. Gene Ontology annotation, molecular function: arylformamidase activity.